Molecule: messenger RNA, 1077 nt
Organism: Aspergillus chevalieri
Lineage: Eukaryota; Fungi; Ascomycota; Eurotiomycetes; Eurotiales; Aspergillaceae
Product: WD40 repeat domain-containing protein
Exons: 1
Coding region: 1-1077 (358 amino acids)
Biological process (GO): negative regulation of transcription by RNA polymerase II
Cellular component (GO): transcription repressor complex; nucleus
Molecular function (GO): protein binding
Source: RefSeq, a predicted model, not a curated record
AUGAAGAGUGUUAUGAGAAAUACAUUUAAAGAAGAUCGAUCCAGAUGGAUACAUAGCCUGCCACGAGUGGAAAGUUCAUGGAGCGCGGAACUACAGAACCUGGAGGGCCAUUCAGGCUGGGUCUGGUCGGUGGCCUUCUCCCCGGAUGGCCAGAGGGUGGUCUCAGGCUCUAGCGAUCAAACUGUGAAGCUAUGGGAUGUGACGACCGGCUCGGAGGUGCAGAGCCUGGAGGGCCAUUCAGACUUAGUCAGGUCGGUGGCCUUCUCCCCGGAUGGCCAGACGGUGGUCUCAGGCUCUGACGAUCGAACUGUGAGGCUAUGGGAUGUGACGACCGGCUCGGAGAUGCAGAGCCUGGAGGGCCAUUCAGACUCGGUCUGGUCGGUGGCCUUCUCCCCGGAUGGCCAGAGGGUGGUCUCGGGCUCUAGCGAUCGAACUGUGAGGCUAUGGGAUGUGACGACCGGCUCGGAGAUGCAGAGCCUGGAGGGCCAUUCAGACUCGGUCUGGUCGGUGGCCUUCUCCCCGGAUGGCCAGAGGGUGGUCUCGGGCUCUAGCGAUCGAACUGUGAGGCUAUGGGAUGUGACGACCGGCGCGGAGGUGCAGAGCCUGGAGGGCCAUUCAGACUCGGUCUGGUCGGUGGCCUUCUCCCCGGAUGGCCAGAGGGUGGUCUCGGGCUCUAGAGAUGAAACUGUGAAGCUAUGGGAUGUGACGACCGGCUCGGAGGUGCAGAGCCUGGAGGACCAUUCAAACUGGGUCAGGUCGGUGGCCUUCUCCCCGGAUGGCCAGAGGGUGGUCUCGGGCUCUAGAGAUGGGACUAUGAAGCUAUGGGAUGUGACGACCGGCUCGGAGGUGCAGAGCCUGGAAGGCCAUUCAGAUCAUGACUGUUCCCCAACUUCACAUAAGCCUGGCUUUCAGAUAUCUGUAAAAGCUAGCUGGGUAGCAUUCAGAGGCGAAAAGGUAUUAUGGCUGCCUUUACACUAUCGUCAACCCAGCUGUUUUGCCAUUAAAAAUGAUACCCUUUCUCUUGGGUAUAGAGACGGGCGCGUUUUGAUUCUGGGGUUUUGUGCACUUGUGGAUUGA